UAUCUUCUUAUUUAACACAAACAAGAAACUCCUCUCCAGCAGGGAAGGAUGGCUUACACCAAGCUCACCAUCAUGCUGUCCUCCCUCAUCCUCUUCCAACUAGCUUCGAUCUCCUCCGCGUCGGCGACCUACGAGAAUGUCCCCAAAAAGACCGUCCCCAAGCCCGUGGAGGUCGUCGUGGAGGGCAUGGUCUACUGCCAGAGCUGCAAGUACUUCGGCACGUGGUCCCUGGACGAGGCGAAGCCCGUCGGCUCGGCCAAGGUCAGCGUCGUUUGCAAGAACUACAAGAACCGCGUCACCUACUACAAGACCUUCCAGACCGAGGCGAGCGGCUACUUCUACGCCGAGCUCAAGGGCUACGAGAUGAGCCACCCCGUCCUGGACCACCCGCUCCACGCUUGCCGCGUCAAGCUGGUCUCGUCGCCCCUCGAGGGAUGCAACCUCUUGUCCAACAUCAACUACGGGAUGUACGGGGCCCCGCUCCGCUACGAGGACAAAACGCUGUACAGGAAGGAGUCCGAGGCGGUCGUCUAUGCCGCGGGGCCGUUGGCUUUCCGCCCCUCGUAUUGCCCUCCGGAAGAGACGCACGCUUGAGUUUGAUCUUUAGCAAUUCUCUACGUCUUCUCAUCGCCACUUUCUUUCAAUUUAGCCUCUGUACUGUACUUAUGGUGAAGAUGCAACUGUGUUCUGACAUGCGUCCCAGGGCGUUUUGUUUUGUUCUGUUUUGGCUGCUGUAUUACUGAACGAAUCAUA
Molecule: messenger RNA, 753 nt
Organism: Eucalyptus grandis
Lineage: Eukaryota; Viridiplantae; Streptophyta; Magnoliopsida; Myrtales; Myrtaceae
Product: non-classical arabinogalactan protein 30-like
Exons: 1
Coding region: 49-594 (181 amino acids)
Source: RefSeq, a predicted model, not a curated record